Porites lobata is the source of this 8712-nucleotide messenger RNA. The record is from the annotation of a GenBank genome assembly. Lineage: Eukaryota; Metazoa; Cnidaria; Anthozoa; Scleractinia; Poritidae.
AUGUUAUACACAAAAGGAACAAGGAAAUUUGACAGUCACAAGAGCCACUUGCCAAGCCAUGAAAGCGAAAGGUAAACUACAACUACAGUACUUAUUCUUAACAAUCAACUUAUAAUUUCUGUCAGAGCUUCGGUUUCUUGAAGUUACAUUGAUAAAAUAUUUUUCUUGUGGAGUGAAUUUUUCCACGGUGGGCGAAAAUGCUACGCGUAGGAAGAAGCCAACGCUAUUUUAUGCUAAUGUAAUUUCUUUUUAUAUCUGCAGACGUACUUCCUGUGAAAAGACAUUCUUGCAUGACCAUGUGAGUCACCUCUAUUGGAGGAUUUAAUCCGGUUUUAAUUGAGACAGAGAUAAGAAAACUAUUCAAAGGAAAUCGAAAUACAAACUUAAAACUGACAGAUGUAGCGUAGGCUACAUUUAAGAUAAAAUCUCGUUUCAGCUGGUUCCAGUUUGCCCUUGUUUGCUCCAUUGUAGCAGCAAAUGCAAUAUUUUAGUGGGUUAGCGGAAGUCAUAAAAACCCGGAAGUCCCCUGUUUUAAAUCUACAACCAGUCUACAACGUUGCUGUAACAUUCGUUCUACGCGACUGAAACAGCUGCAAGGGUGCAAGAAACGUCCCGGGACAAUGAAACUACUUUAAGGCCAUUUUAAAGUUGUUUGAAAUAGUGUCAUGGCCGUUCGAAUGUAAUACUCUGAAUGGAAGGAAAUAUCAUUAAAUUCAAUACCGAACUGUGACGCAUACACAACAUUAAAAGAAAAACAGUUUACUAUAUUUACUCUAUGAUGACCUCGUGACUGCGUACUUAAAAUUAGUUUCGAAAACUCCCUCAACAUAAAGGAAGUAACUACAAGGUUUUUUUUUAUAUCCGCUCUGCAUUUCUUGGCGGCAGUGCCUUGGUUUACACAUAAAGUAAGGUCUCACUCGUCCAGCGCUCCAAUUUAAGCAUUUGCAGCCAGAAACUAUGAAGGAGAUUAGCAUCUGCACCGUUUUUCUUGUCCUCUUUGUCUGCGUUGAUGUAAGUACGAUUUAUUUUAAAAACAGAAUCUUUAUAUUAUAGUUUGUACUUCACCUUGGCCGUCAUAUUUUUUUAUGUGGUCCUUUAAUGUGAAUUUAUAUCACAAAUUAUGGAUUACCGCGUCCGAUUUUGGAUUUUCCGUGGAGUUCGAUGUUGUUACAAAUAGGCGGUCCUAAACUGAAUUCUAAAUUUUGCUUUUCUUUUAUGUUUUUUGAUAUACUCUUUGAGAUUUCACCCGUCUUAAAUUUUAAAUCUAAAACAUUAAAGAAAAUUAAUGCUUCGUAUGUUGUCUUUGUUUUAGAAUUCUUUUAUAAAAUUACUCUGUGGCUUGAAGCUUUAAGUUGAAUUGCAGCUAGAAAAUAACGUUAAGGCACUUACAACUGAAUUUAGUAUAAAGAUAUCUCACAGUUUAAGCCAUGUUUAACACCUACUUUUUUUAAUGAAUGAGUCCAUCAAGUGGCUCCUUCAUGGUUCCACGUUAGGUGAGGACCGUUACCUGAGCCCUCAGUUCGUUUUCGUAAAACUUGUCCUUAACUGAUCAUAUUUAAAUACCUAUCCUUUAUAAUUACGUCCAUUUCUCCGAAAUCGCCAGCAGGAUAAAAACCAAGCGAGUUUUAGAUAAAUACUGAGCCCUAUUAUAAAAGAAUAGUAAUAUACUUCUGUUUAUCUUGAGAAUUUCAUCCUCUAACAAAGAAAACUAAAGGUAAAAUCUGACACGGAAUAAGCUUGUCAAGUUCCUAUUCACAUUGCCAAGGAAGUCAUUAACAUUGACAAUGAGCGCUUCGUGGGGGAGGGGGAGGGGGGGGGCUGGGGGGACUUUGGUUGAGUGACUCCUGAGUUGGGGGGACUUUGGUUAAUUGACUCCUGAUCUUCCUACAAUGGACUCAUAAGAUCAGCAGAUGAUAAUAAAAUAAUAAUAAAUCCGCCGAAGGAUAACGUGUUAGGGUCUGGGUGGUUAAGUUUACUAAACAAUAACGGGGCAGCAGCUAAGAAGGCUGAAAAUGAUAUUGGCUUUAAGACGGCUUGGACAGUAAGCAAGACUGGACGCGCCCUUGAUUUUUAAUCAAGUGCACUUCCCCUAUUAUUUUCCGCUCCGCUAGAAUAAUGCGUUGCAAUAUCGACGAAAACGCGGAAUUGGAUUUUCAAAGUGUUACGAAACUAAAUGUAACUGUACGUACCGGUAUGUAUGAAACGUAAAGAAUUCGCUUCAAGCCACCAGUAUUAAAUGCGAAUAUCGUUUCGGUCCGUUUUACAGUGAUCUCUAACCAUAGAUUCCUCCACUCUCUUUUGACUACCGAGCGAAACAGAGUAUACUGAGAACGUGGCUCCGUAUUUUAACAUCACUGAUUCAUUUGAGUGAAAGUGAUCCCCGCCAUAGUGACGCCCACGCGCGGUAAAGGUCUCGACACCCGCAGUGUAUUACCUGGUCUCUUCUUUUGUAGGCACAGCAUCAUGACUGUAACUAUGACGAGUUUUAUAACAGCACAAUAGAGAGAUGCGUUAAAUGCCCAGCUUGUCCAGCUGGAAAAGGAAUUGCCAAAAACUGUAGGUGUGAGUCCUGUAUAAGUGGCCUUACUUACAACGACGGCAAGGAAGGUCGUGGUAAUUGUGAAACUUGUCAGUCGUGUGAAGCCAAAAACAAGAUUGAAGACAAGCCCUGUACUGUGAAAAGCAACGCUGUCUGCAAAUGUCCCAAAGGGUAAGAACUUUUACAUAGUUCAUUGAUUCAGUCAACGGCUGCUAUAAAGAUUGAGCGUGUUGGAGGAGUGGUUAGGGAGGAACAGAGGAUCCAAACCUCUCGCCCCCCUUAACUUGCAUUCCCGGCUCCCACCCCUUUUUGCUAGCUUUCCUCCCUUUAGCCCUUUUUCGGUUGCGAAAUAUUUUAAAAGCAAUUAGUUGUUGCGUAUUUUCCCCCUAUUCCUCCAACUUCCCACUCUUUUAGAAUUUCCUCCUCCCUCCCUUUGCUCUCCCUCCUGCCGUAACCCUUCCGCCACCUAAUCUCCUUGGCUACGACUCCCUGUCCUCCCAGGCUAUAAAGGUGCGCGCAGUUGGCAUCGGCUAAAGAAACCGGUCGUUAUGGCAACUGAAAAACAGAACGACCAACUACAUGUAUAAGAGGCUGUUUUAUGUACGUGUCUCUCUCAUAUAAGUUUACGUUUAAAACGCGUUUGCUGUAUAACUGUCUUCUGAUCUUUUGCACUGUGAGAAAAUUAAACUAUAAUUUUACUUGUGAUCAAGCCAACGUUUUAAAACAUAAGUCAAUGUUUUACAGUUAAUUUAUGUCAGUGGGGAAACGACAAAGAUGUGGUGACGUGCGCUGCAAUAGCCGUCGUUUCGCGUCUCACUGAACUGAAGAAGCUAUCGCCUUGAGCGACAUUGACCGUUGUUUCGACUUGUAUUUAAUAUAUAAAAAAACAAUUCUCUGUCACGAGCGCAUUUAUUUUAUAGGAAAUACGAGACAAGCGAUGGAGAUUGCGAGGAAUGUUCUUAUUGCUGUGAAGAGAAUUGGGAACAAAGCUCCAAGGUCGAGUCUGCCUGCAAAGAACAGGGGCUCGGUCGAUGUAUCUGCAAGCCAUUUUUUUACUGUCCUAAGAAGAAGUGUCCUAACCCAACAAGGCCCAUUGUGACCACAGGGAUACCAAUAACGCCGACAAAGAAGAAGUUAAUGACCAGUCCACAAAACGAGCAGAAGACCCGAACAAACAGUACCUCAACCGUAAGAAAUUCCUCCAAAACACCUGAAUCUCAUAACAGUAAUGCUUAUGAUUCUAAAGCAGAACAUUCACAAAAAGGUGAGAUAAAUAUAACGUUAAUUAGCGCUGUCAUUAAUGAAAUUAACUCUCGGACGUACACACAAAGUCAUAUUCUCCCCGUGGACAAGUGGGGAGGGGGGGAGGGGGUGGUGAUGGAACCUCCCCCUAGGGUUUUUCAUAUGUUGCAGUAUUUCGAAAAUAUUUCACCGUCAGUGUAAUUCUUUUAUAUUCUCUACAAGAUGAGGUAUAUUUUACGGGUGGUGGCUUUGCGGGAGGCCUGUGACGUCGCGAAAGAUGGUCGCCAUCUUGGCCGCCAUUGAUUUUGCAAGAAUUAGAAAAGAGGUAAAAACGGCGAGAAUUGGUAAUUUUUGGGCCUGACAUGUAAAAUAACACAUAAAUAAGUACUUCGCUUUACUUUAUUCACAAGAUUUACUUUUAUUGUUGAAAGAAGUUGAAAAAAGAUGCAUUUUCUUUCAAAAUGGGCUUGACCACCUGCUACUUAUGAUAUCAUAUCUCGUAACCAUAGUAUCUAAUCAUCUUUAAGCUUGUCCGAAAAUGCGCGUGAGGGAUAAACAACGGCCACUGAAAACUUCAGGUGCUGAUGUUUGAUCGUCUGGGAAAAACCUCACAAAAGCCUGAGAGGGGAGUGGCAUCCACCCCCACUUUUACAUCCCAGGGUUAAGGGUUAAGAAGCUUCUUCUUUCAAAUAUAGAGCUAGACAUGAAACGCGUUGCUCAACCUGCCUAAGAGGACUGGCAGUCCCUUAGAUAAUGUGUGUUUUAGCCUACGUACUGAUCCAUGAACCAAGAAAUGUUCUGUUUAUGACUGCUUGACUUACCAUUUGUGGUCUUUCUUUUUCUCUUUUAUAGAAAAAAUCGUUUAUCGCUACCUCAAACCAGGCUGGAUUGUUUUAAUCUGUCUAGGAUCAGUUGUGGUCCUAGGAGCAGCAGCGUUCUUGUCGUGUCGUAAGCAAACCCGGAAAAGGAUUCAUCGUUUUUGCUGCCCGAAUUAUGCAGUGUUAAGUCCCGAUUUUGAAACCACUUCUGCACUGGUGGUGGAAAGUCACUACGCAGAAUCAGCACCAAAUGACCCAGAAGGUUAGUAAAUAUCCCCUUAGAGGAUGGUGAAUAGGGUUGUAAAUCUCAGCAGGAUUGGAGGGGGGGGAUCAAAAGAAAGCAAAAUGACAAGAAGAAAAUGUGACUCUACGACUAUUUUUUAUUUUACUUGUCAAAUGUAAGUAUUAGAUUAUACAGCAAUUACGUCAAAUGCAAACAUGUUCAACCUAAAAUUAAAAGCAAUCAAUGCAGGGCUAGCGGGUCUAAAACAAAUUACUUCUUACUGGAAAUAAAUGUUCCAAAUUGAAAAGAAGACAAAGUCGCUGUCCAAGCUGAGGACGACGAGCCCCAAAACGUCUUAAGCCACUUAGUACGCCUCUUUCAAAUCGAAAAACGUGCAUGCCCACACGAUAGUGAUACAGUCUAACUUUUGCCUUCAGAUGGUGCCACACCCAUUCCCCCUGGGGAAGAACCUGUUCCACGUUGGUAUCCUUCUCCGACUGCAGGUAAGUUAAUAAGGAGCCCGAAGCGUACAAAUGAAAGUGAUCAAAUUUACCCUAAGUUGUUAAAAUGGUAAAUUAGGCUAGUUUUAAGCACCCGCCUAAUAUAAACAGCCUCUGUUAUUCAGUGGAUUUCAAUAUACUUUCACGCACUGAAAAAUGGAUUUUCUGGUCGAGGGGAAGCCAUUAUUUUUCUCAUUCCAGUUUUGAGUAUCUUGUUUCAAAUAUUUGCCAGGAAACAGUAGCAAAAUAGACAGCCCUAGUUUACAUUUUUUGACCACGACAAACAUUGCCCGAGUCCUUUAGUUAAAUAGUUAUAAAUAAACCGACAACAGAAAUGAUAAUAACAAAAUACAAAAUACAUGAUAAAGAUAAUAAAUAACGAAUACAUAAACUUGAAACUUAAAGCGUAAAGGUGCGUAAACGUUAGGUGAGGUCAAGCAACGACAUUUUUGAGCAAUGCACGUCAACCGGAAGUAAGUCCUUGGCCCUCGAUACCCCUUGAUGCUACCAAAUUUGUAUUGCUAAGUGUCUUUGCUCUGAUAGAUGCAAUCUGUUAGAAAUCUUUUUUUUUUUCAAAAUCACUGCCCAGGAUUGUAAAAAGGUCACUUCCGGUUGACGCCCGUCGCUCAAAGACUUCGUUGUUUAAACUCCCCAAUGACAAUUGGUAUUUUAACUUGGCACUCUCGUAACUGGUGACGAUUACUGCUGUAUAGAUUUUUAAGGCUCAUUCUGGUGUUUCUUUUUUUCCCCAACCCUUAGAAUACGUAUACCGUAACUGUGGGACCAGGGAGAAAGAAGACUUGCAGAUAGAGUGCGAAUGCACCAUGGACAAGUCAGGUAAAACUCGAAUUCCCUCCGCCAUAUGCCAUACCAAAUGUCGGUAGAGACUAUGUGCUGGCUUCAAGUUAAGAUUUUCUAAGAUUGUUAAUGGUCGUUCAUCAUUAAAGGUUAAAUCAGUCAGUUUUAGUUGACAAAUUGGUUACCACUGAUCUGAUUACUGAUCAGGGCCGGGUUUUUCUACUAUUUUGUGACCAUUCCUAAGUUUGUUCUGCCGUAUGUUUCUCUCUCCUGGUUGUCACAGAUUACUUGACCGAAGGCAUAUUAACCGGUUUAGAUAGCACAAAGAGGAGAAUAUAAAUUUUAUUAGAAAGCAUAGAAUUAAAACCGGUUUGGGAAAUUAACUUCUCACUUGAUCGUAUGUUACCUUACGUAACCUGACCCUGAUUCUCUUUAUAGUUUCCCUGAAUGAUGAGUCUGAGGAAACCUUCGAAGAAUUAGAUCCGUACCGUUCAACAAAAUAUGGAAACUGCUCACUACAUAGGCUGAGAAAACAGCCAACAUUUGGCGCCGCUACCACUGGUUUCCCAGAAAAAUGACGUCUGAGAAACGAGCGCAGAAAUUCCAUACAGAUGACGCGUCACUACCCAGAUCUGGGUAGUGACGCGUCAUCAGUAUGAAAUUUCGGCCCUCGUUUCUCAGACGUCAUUUGGCGGGGAAACCAGUGGUAGCGUCACCAAAUGUCUGCUGUUUUCUCAGGCUACUCAUUACACGGUUCUAAUUUCAUAUAUUUCCCAUUUGGAUUAGGUAGUAAACGACUUGAAAGUGAAUGAACUUAACUCAUGUAUGGUUUCUAUCUUUUAGAGACGUCCAGCGAAAAACUGGUGCCGAUCUCAUCUUCUACAGAAACAAUCUCAGAUGAACCGUUCCAUUACUCUAAGGAACCAGAUCAAGAAAGGCAGAUUUCAGCUGGCAGAAUUUCUCCAAGUUCUUCCACGUCGUCUCGUUCUUCUUGUCCUCAAUCAUCUCAUUUUUAUUGCGGCACAUGCUCUUCGUCUUCAAACUGUGUUACUCCCUCGCAACUUUCUGGAAGUUCAACUGAUCGCAUGUCGUCUUUUUCAAACAGCGCGACCUUACCUCCAAGUCGUGAACGGUCGCCUGAUCCCGGCUUAUCCUGCAUGAGUGCAACAUCCCUCCAGGGGCGAUCACCAACACAUCGCUGCGUAGCGCCUUCGACCUGUUUGUCCCCAGCUUCCUUCCGCGAACGGACGCCCACUCCACCAUCCCUUCCAACCCUUUUAAGCCAUUCUAGUUUUCCGGAGGAACAAGAAAUAUGUAAUCAGAGUAGUGAAUAUGCGCAGAGCCAGGAGCCGCUGACACCAGUCAGCGUAGAAGUAUACGACAAAGAGGUCAAUGGAAACUCCAAUAAGGCGGAAAGGGAGAAUGUAUUGCCAACAGCGGGAAAAGGGAAGGAGGGACGGCCUGUGGUGACAAAAAACAGUUCUAGUCCAAAGAAGGGCCUGGCUUGUGCUCGUAAUCGAGAAUAUAGGUCUACAAAACACAGUGGCUGCGCGGAGGAAGACGUAACCCUGAUCCACGCUAGGGAUGGAGGUCUAGGAUAUUAUACAACAGCAACCGAUGUCAACGAUAAAGAAAAAAGGACCUUCAAGGAGGAGGAAAACGACUGUAUAUAUCGCCCCAUUCAACGAGGCAGCGAGGACGCCCAACACCGCUGCUCAGGUGAUUUUAUCCCGACUUAUCUUGAACUAAAAAUGACUUAAGUAAACUAAAUGUUAUUUAGAGAGUUUGACACUUGGCUGUUUUAAUGACCGAUAAGUGUUUCUAUUUCAGUAACUGCAGAAGCAAACUACGAUAGAAAACUUACUAAAAAGCAUACAUUGUUAUAUAUUGACCGUAUUUUUUGGGGGUAAAAAAUUAUUUGAAGACCUUUCUAAAUGACUGAUUAGUUUGACAAGUUUUACUAUGUCGCGCGUUCAUAACGACCCCUGCUUCGAACCGAGAAAUAUUGGGGAACUAACUCUCAGAUGAUCUGAUUGCUUUCCGAGUAAUGAUAUAAGCGGAUCGGAAGAUUUCCCGGACCCCAGCAACCUGGAGAUUAGGAUUGCGCACUCCUUUUGCGCCCCCCCCCCCUUCCUGCCCCCCACCUCGAUAAUUUCAACGGAUGCGAGAGCCCUUUUAGUUUUGAGAUAUUUCUUAUUUGUGCACUGAUUUGAUUUUAAUUACUUGUUUUUGUCCUUUUUUGUCACAGAGUGUUGCCCUCAGCCGGAUUAUUCAUUCUUCAAGCUGAUAGAAAGAGAGCGAACGUGCCUAAAGGAUUACAUUUGUAAAGAGCUGAACAAAGGUUCUGACUAUAAAGAGGCAGCCAGAUAUUUUCGUGUAGAUCAUAAAAUGAAGGAUUACGACGCCAGUUCAAAUCCCUCUGAACGAGUUUUAGAUAACAUUAAAGCUUCGCAUCCUGAUCUUGAGUUGAAGGAAUUUGAGAAGAUGCUUCGCGAGAAGCCUAAUAAGCGAUUGGACAUAAUUGACAUUAUUCAAAAUCAUCACAUCUCCUGCACACUUUGUCAACGCAACAGAUUUGACGCAAAGGCUUAG